UACUCAUAUUCGCCUACACUCCACUCCCACUGCCUCACUCCCAUUCAAAUUAUUGUCCCUUUUUUUCUCCCCACUUUCCAUCACUUUCCGGGAAAAUGUCCAAGUCUAACAAAAUUCGUCACAUUGUUAGAAUCCAGCAAAUGCUUAAGCGCUGGCGAAGGAAGGCGAGGAUCACGGCCUCACACGCACCCUCCGAUGUUCCGUCAGGUCACGUGGCUGUCUGCGUAGGAGAUCAUUGCAAGAGAUUCAUCGUUCGAGCGACGUAUCUGAACCACCCUAUCUUCAAGAAGCUCCUCCUACAAGCCGAAGAAGAGUACGGUUUCAAGACCAUCGGACCGCUAACGAUCCCAUGCGACGAGGCUGUGUUUGAGGAGAUUCUCCGAGUCGUAUCCCGAUCUGACUCGUCCCGGUUCUCCAAUCUUGAGGAGGUUCAGAGAUGCUGCCACGUCAGCAUGAGGAAUCAUCUUGAGUUCUUGGGUGAAUCAAGGCCGUUACUUCGUGGCUAGCUAGCCUUAGACUAACUAUAUAUUUUUUUUCUUUUUUAGGUUAUUAUUAUAUUUUUUUGGCUUUGCUUGGGCAAGCUGUAGCUCUUUUUUUUUUUUAUUUUUUUUAUUUUUAUAUUACCUAAUAGGGAGAUGGCGAGUCGGGUUGGGGUUUUUUUGGAUAACCGAGUCAUCCCGAGUUGAAGAAAAAGCAAGCAAGGGUGUGGGAAAGCUUAUCUCUUGUAAAUUAUGACUUUAUCGGCUAAUUAUGAAAGAUUUGUAGUGAAUCAAAAUGCUUAAUUUAAGCACAGCAUUUGUUAAAUUU
Molecule: messenger RNA, 807 nt
Organism: Manihot esculenta (cassava)
Lineage: Eukaryota; Viridiplantae; Streptophyta; Magnoliopsida; Malpighiales; Euphorbiaceae
Product: indole-3-acetic acid-induced protein ARG7
Exons: 1
Coding region: 96-506 (136 amino acids)
Biological process (GO): response to auxin
Source: RefSeq, a predicted model, not a curated record